AUGGCCUGCACCCCGCCGCCAUCUCCCAAAGCCGCCGCUGCCAAGGCUGCCCAGGACGACGAGAUCGCCCGGCGCACGGCUCAGGAAGCCACCAACGCCGCCGCCCUGGAAGCCCAGCGCCUUGCCAAGGAGCGGCAAGACGCCCAUGACACUGCCUUGGCGCGCGCCCUCAAGGCUGAAGAGGAGGCCGCCGCCACCACCCGCUCCCGCGACGCUGCCCUCGAGUGCGCCGCCGCCGAGGCCGCGAUCGUCCCUCCAAAGUCGUCGCGGUUCGUCACCGACAGCGCCCCCGCCGAUCUUCACGCGGCCAUGCUCCUUCACGAGGCUGCUGCCCUCUUGAAUUUGCAUGCCCAGGCGGUCGCCGUCACCAACAUCCGCAGUCUCGUCUCAAUCAUCCUCGACGUCGACUCCGGUAACUUUAAGCGCUGGUGUGAUCAGUUUCUGCUCACCCUCGGCAAGUUCUCCCUCCAGGAUCAUGUCUACCUCGACGCCUCUGCUGCUGCCUCCCCGGACUGGACACGCAUGGACUGCGGUGUCAAGUCCUGGAUCCUCGGGACCCUCACCGACGACCUCGCCGAGAUCAUCUCCUCCCAAGGCGCCUCUGCCAAGGAUGCCUGGCUCGCCGUCGAGUCCCUCUUCCUCGGCAACCGGGAGGCGUGCUCCAUCCAACUGGAGACGAAGUUCCGCAACUUCGUCCAAGGCGACCUCUCCGUCACCGACUACUGUCGCCGCAUGAAGAAGAUGGCUGACGACCUCGUCGUCACCGGUGAGAUCGUCACCAAUCGGACACUCGUCCUCAACGUCAUCCGAGGCCUCAACGAGCGCUUCACCCACAUUGGGACACUUCUCCGACGCGCCCGUCCCUUCCCCAGCUUCCUGGAGGCCCGUGAUGACCUCGUCCUUGAGGAAAUCUCUCUGGAGAAUCAGCAAACCCCUGCCGCCGCCCUCACCGCCUCCACCAAGUCUGCGGCCUCUGCCCCUCAGCAGCAGCAGGAUGAGAAUAAGACAUCAACACCAUUUGAGAUCAAGCUCAUCGUGUGA
This is a messenger RNA of Panicum virgatum (switchgrass), 1041 nucleotides long. RefSeq lists its product as uncharacterized. The record is from RefSeq and is a predicted model, not a curated record. Lineage: Eukaryota; Viridiplantae; Streptophyta; Magnoliopsida; Poales; Poaceae. The transcript has 2 exons. Bases 1 to 1041 code for a protein of 346 amino acids.